UAAUUAAUAUGUUCGCAAGCGUUCAUGUGCGUUACAUUGUGUUCUGACAAGUUUAUUUUUAAAUUACAUAAAUGGCUAUUAUAAAUCAAGUUUUAGCGACUGGUGUUGUCAGCUACCUUUGCAUGACGAUGGGUAUUAUGUAUACUUGGCCGUCAUCAGUGCUGGGUCUCUUCAGCUCCUCUAACACGACUCUAAAUAGAGUUAUGUCAGAGACUGAGCUGUCUCUCCUCGGGAGCCUCUCUUCUAUCAGCGCGGUGGUCACACUCCCUUUCUCGGGAUAUAUUUUAGAUAGAUUGGGACGGAAGUAUACGUGUAUCACAUUCUCUUUGUUGCAAGUGUCCAGCUGGGCUAUUGUGAUAGCCUUCAAGACAGUGGAGGCCGUGUUGACUUCAAUUUUCAUCUCUGGUGUUACCAGUUGUACAUUCAUCGUUAUUCCACUGUACGUGGGAGAAUUCUGUCAGGAAUCCAUCCGUGGUUCCAUGGCAUCUGGUGUGAUGAUGUUCUUCGGUAUUGGAAUGCUAAUCUCCUACCUUCUCGGUGGUCUGGUACAGUACGAGAUCAUGAACUACACAUGCCUCACUCUUACUGUCAUUGGAGUACUUCUUCUUUGCUAUGUUAGGGAGUCGCCUUUAAUGCUGAUGAAGAAAGGAUUCGAAAAAGAAGCUGCGAAAUCAUUAGCUCAUUACAGAAGUGUUCCAGUGUCAUCAAAAGAAGUUCAAGAAGAGAUGAACAAUAUCAGAAGGAUACUGAAUCCUCAAUUAGAUGAAAACACCCCUGAAGAAGAAAAAAUGAGACCGGACUUGAAUUCAGUACAAAAAUUAUCGAUUUGGCAAUUUUUCAAAAAAUCCCGCUCAUCGCGUCGGGCCCUAGUCGUAUCUUUAAUCCUCAACUCAGCUGUGGUCUUCCAAGGCCUCGUGGUGGUCCAAGUAUAUGCGCAGCCAUUAUUCGAGCAGGCCAUCCCCAGCAUGUCUGCUACUGUGUCCAGCGUUAUAUUUGCCAUCGUCACUGUCAUUGCCGGCUUCUUGGCCGCGUAUUUGGUGGAAGCUUUGGGGCGAAAGGGCCUGAUGAUCUACUCCUCUAUAUUGGCUGCAAUAUGCUGCGUCAUUCUGGGCACCCAGAUUCAGUUCACAUGGGGUCCUCACUGGGUGGCCGCUCUCUUUAUAUAUUUGUAUUGUGUGGUGUAUACAAUCGGAGCCGGAACCAUACCAUAUAUUUACAGCGCAGAGGUGUUUUUGCCUGAGAUCAAAACAUUUGCUUCCAUGUUGAUAAUGGAAUGGACAUUCAUGUGUUUCUUUGUCGUUCUUUUUAUAUUCAAUCCUCUUGUUAACUGUAUAGGUCUCGGCGGAGUCUUCUACAUAUUUGCAGUAGUAUGUGGCUUAACAUCAAUAUUUUGUGUAUUUUUCAUGCCAGAAACUAAGGGUCUAGCCGUGGACGCGAUACAACUGAAAUUCGCUACUCCUAGAGCUCGUAAUAAAGUGUAAUAAUGUUUGAUUAACCUAAGCUUGUAAUAUAAAUAAACUGAUAGAAGACUGUAUAACACGAAAU
Molecule: messenger RNA, 1545 nt
Organism: Pieris napi
Lineage: Eukaryota; Metazoa; Arthropoda; Insecta; Lepidoptera; Pieridae
Product: facilitated trehalose transporter Tret1-like
Exons: 10
Coding region: 72-1481 (469 amino acids)
Biological process (GO): transmembrane transport
Cellular component (GO): membrane
Molecular function (GO): transmembrane transporter activity
Source: RefSeq, a predicted model, not a curated record